Ilex paraguariensis (yerba mate) is the source of this 248-nucleotide messenger RNA. Lineage: Eukaryota; Viridiplantae; Streptophyta; Magnoliopsida; Aquifoliales; Aquifoliaceae. The record is from the annotation of a GenBank genome assembly.
AAAAACCAUGCAAGAGGAUGGUGCUCUAUUACCAUGGCAUCAUUUUCAAUGGCACAAAUGUAGCAAAUGCCACAUCUGCCAAAGCUUCAAAUGAAACUCAACUGACUCACAAAUUUGGGAUGCUGGUCGUGUUCGACGAUCCCAUCACGAAAGAUCACCAUCUUCUUUCUCCCCCAGUCGCCCGAGCUCAAGGCUUCUAUUUCUAUGACAUGAAGACUACUUAUAAUGCUUGUUCUCCUACACUUUGA